Paramisgurnus dabryanus is the source of this 4344-nucleotide messenger RNA. NCBI's taxonomy places the organism in Eukaryota, Metazoa, Chordata, Actinopteri, Cypriniformes, Cobitidae. The record is from RefSeq and is a predicted model, not a curated record.
AUGGAAGUGAAAGAGGAGAGUCAAGCUGAAGUGGAUGAGAAACAUCAGAUUGUAAAUAUAAACUAUAAUGUUUCACAGAAAGAAACUCUGAAGACAAAAGACAUAAAGUGUGAAAAUAGUUUCAGAGAAGAUGAACGCCCUGCAGAUCACAAGAGGACUCACAGUGAGCAGAAACCUUUCACAUGUCAACAGUGUGGAAAGAGUUUCAACUUUCAGUCGAACCUUAACCGGCACAAGAAAACUCACAGUGGGGAAAAGACACACGCGUGCCAGCAUUGUGACAAGAGUUUCCCAGAUAAAAGUGAACUUAAGAGACACAUUAGAGUUCACACUGGAGAGAAACCAUUCACUUGUCAUCUGUGUGGAAAGAGUUUCAGAAUUAAAAGCAACCUUACAAGACACAUGAAAAUUCACAUGGAAGAGAAAACUCACGCUUGUCUUCAGUGUGAAAAGAGUUUCAUUGAUAAAAGUGGACUUGAGACUCACAUGAGAAUCCACACUGGAGAGAAAUCUUUCACAUGCCAUGAGUGUAAAAAAAGAUUCAGAUGUAAAAACAACCUUACAAGACACAUGAAAAUUCACAUGGAAGAGAAACCUCACUUUUGUUCUCAGUGUGGAAAAAGUUUCAGAAAUAAAAGUGGACUUGAGAUUCACAUGAGGAUUCACACUGGAGAGAAACCGUUCACAUGCCAUGAGUGUAAAAAAAGUUUUAACUUUAAAAGCAACCUUACAAAACACAUGAAAAUUCACACUGGAGAGAAACCUCACGCAUGUCUUCAGUGUGGAAAGAGUUUCAGUAAUAAAAGUGGACUUGAGAUUCACAUGAGAUAUCACACUGGAGAAAAACCUUACAUAUGCACUCAGUGUGGAAAGAGUUUUACAAGUGAAGGGACUCUUAAGACACACACAAGAAUUCACACCGUAGAGAAACCGUUCACAUGUCAUGAGUGUAAAAAAAGUUUUAACAUUAAAAGCAACCUUAAAACACACAUGAAGAUUCACAUAGGAGAGAAACCUCACGCAUGUCUUCAGUGUGAAAAGAGUUUCAGAGAUAAACGUGGACUUGAGACUCACAUGAGAAGUCACACUGGAGAGAAACCUUACAUAUGUCUGCAGUGUGGAAAGAGUUUUACAAGUGAAGACACUCUUAAGACACACAUGAGAAUUCACACCGGAGAAAAACCGUUUACAUGUCAUGAGUGUAAAAAAAGUUUCAGAUUUAAGCACAACCUUACAGCACACAUGAAAAUUCACACUGGAGAGAAACCUCAUGCAUGUCAACAGUGUGGAAAGAGUUUCAGAAGAAAAGCUCACCUUAAAGAACACAAGAGAAUUCACACUGGAGAGAAACCUUUCACAUGUCAACAGUGUGAAAAGAGUUUCACUUUUCAAUCGAGCCUUAUCCGGCACAGGAAAACUCACAGUGGGGAAAAGCCACACGCGUGCCAGCAUUGUGAAAAGAGUUUCCCAUAUACAAGUCAACUUAAGAUACACGUAAGAGUUCACACUGGAGAGAGACCUUACACGUGUCAUCUGUGUGGAAAGCGUUUCGGAGAUAAAAGUGGACUUGAUAUUCACAUGAGGAUUCACACUGGAGAGAAACCUUUCACAUGUCAUGAGUGUAAAAAAAGUUUCAGAUUUAAAAGCAGCCUUACAAGACACAUGAAAAUUCACAUGGAAGAGAAAACUCACGCUUGUCUUCAGUGUGAAAAGAGUUUCAUUGAUAAAAGUGGACUUGAGACUCACACAAGAAUCCACACUGGAGAGAAACCUUUCACAUGCCAUGAGUGUAAAACAAGUUUCAGAUUUAAAAACAACCUUACAAGACACAUGAAAAUUCACAUGGAAGAGAAACCAUACUCUUGUCCUCAGUGUGGCAAGUGUUUCAUUGAUAAAAGUGGACUUGAGACUCACACAAGAAUCCACACUGGAGAGAAACCUUUCACAUGCCAUAAGUGUAAAAAAAGUUUCAGAUGUAAAUACAGCCUUACAAUACACAUGAAAGUUCACACUGGAGAGAAACCGUUCACAUGUCAUGAGUGUAAAAAAAGUUUCAGAUGUAAAUCCAACCUUACAAUACACAUGAAAAUUCACACUGGAGAGAAACCUCACGCAUGUCUUCAGUGUGGAAAGAGUUUCAGUAAUAAAAGUGGACUUGAGACUCACACAAGAAUCCACAGUGGAGAGAAACCUUACAUAUGUCUUCAGUGUGGAAAGAGUUUUACAAGUGAAGGCACUCUUAAGACACACACAAAAAUUCACACUGCAGAGAAACCGUUCACAUGUCAUGAGUGUAAAAAAAGUUUCAGAUGUAAAUACAGCCUUACAAUACACAUGAAAAUUCACACUGGAGAGAAAGCUCACGCAUGUCAUGAGUGUAAAAAAAGUUUUAACAUUAAAAGCAACCUUACAAGACACAUGAAAAUUCACAUGGAAGAGAAACCAUACUCUUGUCCUCAGUGUGGAAAGAGUUUCAUUGAUAAAAGUGGACUUGAGACUCACACAAGAAUCCACACUGGAGAGAAACCGUUCACAUGUCAUGAGUGUAAAAAAAGUUUCAGAUGUAAAUACAGCCUUACAAUACACAUGAAAAUUCACACUGGAGAGAAACCUCAUGCAUGUCUUCAGUGUGGAAAGAGUUUCAGUCAUAAAAGUGGACUUGAGAUUCACACAAGAAUUCACACUGGAGAGAAACCGUUCACAUGUCAUCUGUGUGGAAAGAGUUUCAGAGUUAAAAGCGACCUUACAAAACACAAGAGGACUCACAGUGAGGAGAAACCUUUCACAUGUCAACAGUGUGGAAAGAGUUUCAGAAGAAAAUCUCACCUUAAAGAACACAUGAGAAUUCACACUGGAGAGAAACCUUACACAUGUCAACAGUGUGAAAAGAGUUUCACUUCUCAAUCGAGCCUUAGCCGGCACAAGAAAGCUCACAGGGGGGAAAAGCCACACGCCUGCCAGCAUUGUGAAAAGAGUUUCCCAGAUAAAAGUCAACUUAAGAUACACGUAAGAGUUCACACUGGAGAGAAACCAUACACUUGUCAUCUGUGUGGAAAGCGUUUCGGAGAUAAAAGUGGACUUGAUAUUCACAUGAGGAUUCACACUGGAGAGAAACCUUUCACAUGUCAUGAGUGUAAAAAAAGUUUUAACAUUAAAAGCAACCUUACAAGACACAUGAAAAUUCACAUGGAAAAGAAACCAUACUCUUGUCCUCAGUGUGGAAAAAGUUUCAUUGAUAAAAGUGGACUUGAGACUCACACAAGAAUCCACACUGGAGAGAAACCUUUCACAUGCCAUGAGUGUAAAACAAGUUUCAGAUUUAAAAACAACCUUACAAGACACAUGAAAAUUCACAUGGAAGAGAAACCUCACCCAUGUCUUCAGUGUGGAAAAAGUUUCAAAGAUAAAAGUGGACUUGAGACUCACACAAGAAUCCACACUGGAGAGAAACCGUUCACAUGCCAUAAGUGUAAAAAAAGUUUCAGAUGUAAAUACAACCUUACAAUACACAUGAAAAUUCACACUGGAGAGAAACCUCACCCAUGUCUUCAGUGUGGAAAGAGUUUCAGUAAUAAAAGUGGACUUGAGAUUCACAUGAGAUAUCACACUGGAGAGAAACCUUACAUAUGUCUUCAGUGUGGAAAGAGUUUUACAAAUGAAAGGACUCUUAAGAUACACACAAAAAUUCACACCGGAGAGAAACCGUUCACAUGUCAUGAGUGUAAAAAAAGUUUUAACAUUAAAAGCAACCUUACAAAACACAUAAAGAUUCACACUGGAGAGAAACCUCACGCAUGUCUUCAGUGUGGAAAGAGUUUCAGAGAUAAACGUGGACUUGAGACUCACAUGAGAUAUCACACUGGAGAGAAACCUUACAUAUGCUCUCAGUGUGGAAAGAGUUUUACAAGUGAAGACACUCUUAAGACACACACAAGAAUCCACACUGAAGGAAAACCGUUUACAUGCCAUGAGUGUAAAAAAAGUUUCAGAUUUAAGCACAACCUUACAGCACACAUGAAAAUUCACACUGGAGAGAAACCUCAUGCAUGUCUUCAGUGUGGAAAGAGUUUCAGAGAUAAACGUGGACUUGAGACUCACACAAGAAUUCACACUGGAGAGAAACCGUUCACAUGUCAUCUCUGUGGAAAGAGUUUCAUAGUUAAAAGCAACCUUACAAAACACAUGAAAAUUCACAUGGAAGAGAAACCUCAGACAAAGACAAAGCCAAUCAUAAAGCAAUGUGAGACGGGACUCAUUGCAGAAAAUGAGAUCUGUUAACCAUUUGUGUACAAUAGACUGCAUUACCUUUACAUAACACGAUGGUAAAAGAUUUGAAUCUCAUUG